AUGAAGUUGAUGCAGGCAAAGAAUCCGUUGCUAGCAACCCUCUUGUUCCUGGCUGUCACUCACUGUGUGAUUUGCCAAAGUGGCUUGGCCCGCAGUAGCCCAGCCUGCCGCCCUGCCAAUGCCACCAUUGCAGCUGAGAAGGAUGACUGCCCUGUCUGCAUGACCAUCACCACUUCCAUCUGUAGUGGUUACUGUGUGACCAAGGAAAUGGUGUGGAAGACUGUCCGGUCCUCCUACAACCAAAGCGUCUGCACUUACAAAGAAGUACGCUAUGAGACUGCGCUUCUGCAAGGCUGUCCACCAGGUGUUGACCCGUCCUUCACCUACCCUGUGGCUCUCAGUUGUCACUGUGACCUCUGUAGGCUGGAUUCCAGUGACUGUACUGUUCAGAGCACUGGGCCUGACUCCUGCAGCAACCAAAACCGCCUUGCCUAA
Messenger RNA from Candoia aspera, 435 nucleotides. Its product is annotated as lutropin subunit beta-like. The coding region runs from base 1 to 435 and encodes 144 amino acids. Lineage: Eukaryota; Metazoa; Chordata; Lepidosauria; Squamata; Candoiidae. Gene Ontology annotation, molecular function: hormone activity. Gene Ontology annotation, biological process: G protein-coupled receptor signaling pathway. Gene Ontology annotation, cellular component: extracellular region; cytoplasm. The record is from RefSeq and is a predicted model, not a curated record. The transcript is spliced from 3 exons.